AGCUUCUCGCUCUCCUCUUGAACUGGGACCGGAGCGCCAUGAAAGUCGAGUUUGCGCCGCUCGGCAUUCCCUGGAGGAGGAGAGUGCAGACGGCCGCCGUGUCCCAGUGGGUGUUCUCCUUCCUGGCGCUAGCACAAUGUUGCUGUGGAAUCUUCAUUCUCUUACUUCUGGGAGACUACUGGUUCGUCCCCGUUUUUUAUGUCCUCUGGCUCUACCUUGACUGGGACACCCCUGAGACUGGAGGGAGAAGAUCCCAGUGGGUCAGAAGCUGGACUGUUUGGAAGUACUUUAAGGAAUACUUUCCAAUUAAACUCAUAAAAACUUCAGAUUUGGAUCCAAGCAAAAACUACCUCUUUGGAUUCCAUCCUCACGGUGUCCUUGUUGCUGGAGCCUUUGGAAACUUUUGUACAGAAUAUACAGGUUUUAAAGGAUUGUUCCCCAGAAUGACCCCAUUCCUUCACAUCUUGCCUUUCUGGUUCAAGUGUCCUCUAUUCAGAGAAUAUAUUUUGUGUGCUGGGCUGGUUUCUGCUUCGAAGAAGAGUGUGUCACAUGUACUGAGCCAUAAAAAAGGAGGAAAUAUAGCUGUGAUUGUAAUUGGAGGAGCAAGAGAAUCUUUGGAUGCCCGUCCCGGAAGCUUAACUCUUAAUAUCCUCAGGAAAAAAGGUUUCAUUGAGAUUGCUUUGAAACAUGGGGCUGAACUUGUCCCGGUGUUUUCUUUUGGUGAGAAUGAACUGUUCAAGCAGAUUGCAAAUCCUAAAGGAUCACGACUCAGAGCAUUGCAGGAGCGUCUGCGAAACCUGGUGGGGUUUACUUUACCUCUCUUUCACGGCAGAGGCAUUUUUCAGUAUAGCUUUGGCUUGAUGCCUUACAGGAAACCUAUUAACACUGUUGUUGGGGAGCCUAUCACUGUGAAACAGAAUCCAAAUCCCUCUCCAGAAGAGAUUGAUCAGCUGCAUGAAAAAUACCUGCAAGAACUAAAGAAGCUAUUUGACAAAAACAAAGGAAAGUAUGGGAUACCAGAACAUGAGUCUCUUGCCUUUGACUAAAUGUAAAUACAGGAAGAAUCCGGCGCAAUCUUGAGGACUAAAGGAACUAUGUAUCCUUCCCUUCCUAAAAAUUACAAGAGUAACUCUUCUUGCAUAAUGGAGUCAAUGUGUGUUAAGAAAAGACCUAAUAGUUUCCACAGUGAUAUUUGAAACACAUUUUCUUUUUGUAUGAAAUUGAUUUUAUGGACACAGAUAUGCUCAUGAUCAAGACCCCCCCCCACACACACACACACACCUUUCAUUCUAUGAAUCAAUCUUGUUCUGCAGAAAAAUACUGCAAGCUUUUGGAAAUUUUACUAUUAUGCUUUCCAUUUUGAAACUGAGUAAGUCAGCACUGACAAUGUAUGCAUGAAGAACUCUUCUAGGAAACGCCUUUGUCUUUAAUUGUUGAUCCAAUGAUCCCCUUCUACAAAAUUUGAUCUAAUAAUUCUGUUCUAUUAAAAUGGGGCAAAUAAUUUCCUCUAGGCCAAUUUGGACCAAAUGGCAUAGAGAGAGGGAAAAACCCUCCUUCCCCUGUGCUGUAUCAGACCACUGCAGUCUUUUAAAAGGUCUUUCUUCAGAAUUGCUGUGUGGGCAACCCAGACCUGUUUGAAAUCAUAACAUGUAGUUUAACCCUUAGAAAAUUUUUCUUUGAGUUUUUCUGCAUUCUCAUUUUCCUUACAUGUGUGGGGUUUUUUUUUACUUCUGGGGGAAGGAUCUGUUCUGUAUUUGUUUUGUUCCCUCUAGUGGUUGAUUCAGUUAAUGUCCAGUAUAUCACCCUGCGGAUUUAAACUGCAGUUUUUUAUACUAGACAUAAGUAAUGUAGUAUUAAAUCGACCACAAGAGGGAGCAAAAUACAUGUAUGCCCAUUUGAUAUUUCAGUGUGCUUUUUGUUACUUCUACUUGCUGUGUUUUCCCAAAAAAAGAUUAGUAUUUUGCUCUAUUUUUUGCCUGAAUAUUUUUGGAAAUCUAUCCCUAGAUUAUUCAGAACGAGGCCCCAGCAUAGUGACCUAUUUUAAAAGAUGUAUACAUAAGUACACAUGUUUGGACUUUGCAUGCAAGAGGAUGCUCCAGAUAUUGGGGAUCUUACCCAUAUUCCCUAUUGCUAUGUAUGGACAACUGGACAAAGAAGAAAGCUGAUUAGAAGAAAGUAGUGUUACAUACAAAUGCUAAAAUGGGGGAAUUCCACUUAACACAUGCAAAUUACACUUGCUAAACUGCAGCUGUAACACUUUCAACGAAUGCAAAUGAUUCUUUCUCCCACCCUGGACAUUUCACAGAUAUAUAUAUACUCCACUUGCUUUUGUUCCACCAGAUCCUCUGAAGAUGCCAGCCACAGAUGCAGGCAAAAUGUCAGGUGAAAAUACUACUGGAAUACGGUCAUACAACUUGGAAAACCAACAACAUCCUAGCUCAGUAUUGUUGACUACCUAACAGAGGUUCUGUGGUGCCUUCUUCAGAGAAAGGUCUUUCUCAACACAUGCAUCGCAUGCAUGGAGAUGGCAAAGAUUGAAUUGGUGACUUUCUGCUUACUAAGCUGGUAUUCUGCCACUGUCCCCUUCCCAAUUGGGUUAAUUUUAUGAACAUUUUGUUCUCCCUUCUCCACCAGUAAACUGUCCCAGAAAGUACAAAGUACAUUUAGGCAACGGUGUAUUCUUUGGUUUCUCAACUGGUUUUUGCUGUGGCACCAUUAAAAAAAAUAUCCUCC
Molecule: messenger RNA, 2733 nt
Organism: Sphaerodactylus townsendi
Lineage: Eukaryota; Metazoa; Chordata; Lepidosauria; Squamata; Sphaerodactylidae
Gene: MOGAT1
Product: monoacylglycerol O-acyltransferase 1
Exons: 6
Coding region: 39-1046 (335 amino acids)
Biological process (GO): triglyceride biosynthetic process; diacylglycerol biosynthetic process
Cellular component (GO): endoplasmic reticulum membrane
Molecular function (GO): diacylglycerol O-acyltransferase activity
Source: RefSeq, a predicted model, not a curated record